Messenger RNA from Sorex fumeus (smoky shrew), 322 nucleotides. It is a transcript of the gene PCP4, whose product is annotated as Purkinje cell protein 4. Gene Ontology annotation, cellular component: cytoplasm. The record is from RefSeq and is a predicted model, not a curated record. NCBI's taxonomy places the organism in Eukaryota, Metazoa, Chordata, Mammalia, Eulipotyphla, Soricidae. Bases 43 to 231 code for a protein of 62 amino acids. Gene Ontology annotation, molecular function: calcium ion binding; calmodulin binding. The transcript has 3 exons.
CCAGCAAGUGCCGAUCCCGGAGCAGCCGUGUGAGAAGCCAACAUGAGCGAGCGACAAGGUGCUGGGGCCACCAAUGGAAAAGACAAGACGUCUGGUGAAAACGAUGGGCAGAAGAAAGUGCAGGAAGAGUUCGACAUUGACAUGGAUGCUCCAGAGACAGAACGGGCGGCCGUGGCCAUUCAGUCCCAGUUCAGAAAAUUCCAGAAGAAAAAGGCUGGCUCCCAGUCCUAGGGCGGACACCCUGCUUUGCCACCCGCCGCAAGACGCCGAACUCCGCCAUCAUCUGUCAAGCAACUAAGACACCCCUGAGAGAACACCUGCC